Malaya genurostris is the source of this 8241-nucleotide messenger RNA. RefSeq names its product protein tipE (gene Teh1). Gene Ontology annotation, molecular function: sodium channel regulator activity. Bases 2120 to 2962 code for a protein of 280 amino acids. The transcript is spliced from 4 exons. Lineage: Eukaryota; Metazoa; Arthropoda; Insecta; Diptera; Culicidae. Gene Ontology annotation, biological process: regulation of sodium ion transport. The record is from RefSeq and is a predicted model, not a curated record.
UCCGAUGCUUGUCUAGUAGCUGCGAGUUUGUUGAAACCUCCGACAGUGUGUCAUUCGGACAUAAGGUAACCGUCGGUCAGCUAGCUUACCCACGGGUUCGGUUGAAAUAAGACAUAUUUGCUCGGGAAGUCCGUUUGUUUGCGAAUUUUUCAAAUUGAACUGUUGUUCGAUUGUGUUACGUCGGAGAUGUUACUAUCGGAAAAAAAAUGAUACCCGAAACAGGAGACGAACAGCCUAAGAUUAGUUUCUACGGUGCAUGAAAUUCUUAUCGGUCUCACGGAAAACCAAGUGGAAUAAAAAGGCACGCCACCCACUUUCGAAUCUGUUUGGCCUUUGACACGGGAAAUAUGUACGCUGCGCUGCACUGGCACCGGACCAGAAGAUCCGAUUAGUGUUGGUCGGACGGGAGUGGAACGAAGCUACCUACCUACCACCUACCGGGCGGAACAAUAUGUGUGCCACGGUCAACAAUGGCUCUGCCGCCCAUCAUAUCCUUUCGAGAGCUGCCGAAAAGGCACCCAGCAAAUAUUGAGACGAAGGAAAAUAUCGUCCUUUUCCGCAUCGUUCGACGUACAGUCAACUUCAGAAAGCUUUGGCCGAGCAGUAGGCGGCUAUUUGGAAGUUAUUUGUGACGUGCUUCUGGUGGCGAACAGAGCGAAGAAUACGUGAAAAAAAAAACAAUAUUGUGGUACUCGGCGUUUCAACCACACACAACAACAACAAAAAAUAGAAGUGAAGUGAAAAAGUGCUUGUGCUUUGCCCUCCGACGGGAGAAUAUCAUAAAAUCAAUAAAAUAAUCAUAAAAGUAAGGCUAUAUACAGCUGUUUUUGUGCGAGAAACAACAUAAGUGGAAAUCGAGGGUGAUAUCUCAUCUAGCUGGAAACGAAGCUGGCAACUGGCGACUGGUCAGUGUAGAGUGGAUUAGUGUUGAGUUUAUGUUUGGAUUUGUAGAAGGAUUUGAGUAACAAAAGACGACUGUAUUUGAAGAAGAAGGCGAAGAAAAAAUAACGGUAAACACUUGAUGCAAUGAAAAAUGAAUGAGAGCUGCGAAAGUUACGAAUCGUACUAACGCUUAACAGUCACCGGAAACUACCUGUGCUACAAUCCGUCCCCACGAUACGGGGAUCCAUCUGUUUAUUCCCGAGAACUUAAAUUAAUCCGGUUGCUUUCGGCACAGUGACAACUGUGAGGUUUAUAAUCAAAAUCCUACCACAUUAGGAUUGAAUUAAAAAUAGUCCUCAGUGUCUUGUCGUGUUCCGGUUAGACCGACCGACUAACGGGUGCUCGGUAAACAGUGGACUGUGAAUAUAGACUGCUACCGUUGCUGUUGCGGGCCACUGUUAGGUCGAGCUAGUGCAGGAAAAUAGCAGCAGUAAAGUGUGACGGGAUUACGAAAAGUGCCACAAGAGAUAUCCCUGCCGUAAUAAAAUCAAACGUUAAUUGCACUAAUUAGUGAGCAAAAGUAGCAGAACAGGACCAACGAAAGCUUCCUCUCGCAAAGCUCGUAAUUUGUGUACUAUCGUCAGUAUAUGUGUUAGUGAACUGUCAGAUGAAGCGGGUGACCAGUGCCACCCACCCAUCUCGCCGUUUGUAGAAUGAAGCUCGAAAAUACCUUUACUGUGAAGAGUUAAAAACCAAGCAAAUAUAAAAUGCACGGUGAGGAAAUCGUGUAGUCUAUGCCCUGGCUACUCCCGAACACCUGCCGAGAAGAAACAUACAAGGCAAACCAACAGGACAAGGACAGUGCCUCCGAAACAGUUGUGCUUCGUUAAAAAUUUUAAACUUCGAUUCGAUGCUGCAAGUGUGAUACGUCCUUCGAAUUAGUUUUCGAAAACAAAAAGGAUAAAACAGAUGGCUUCGGUUGAAAUAAGUGUAGCUUUGCAUAUUGGAAGGAAGCCCCCAAAGUGAAUUAAAGUCUGUAAACCAAUCCGAGAGGGGGGGAAAUAGUGAAGUUGGAUUGGGAUGAGGUGGUCCACCGUCCUAUCUGUUGUCGUCAAUGUUGUUGUCGUUGCUGUUGUUAUUGUUGUUGUUGUUGUUGUUGUUGCAAAGCAGUAUCCAGACGGCGCCAGCAAAGUGGUAGAAUCCAGGUGCAACUUGCUGAGUGGCUGCUGUACCAACAAUGAGGAGUGAUAGCUCGGAACUUCUGCUCGAGCAACAAGCAGAAGAGCUACGCAAGAAGAAGUUGCUAGAGUUGGCAGCUGCCAAGAAAGCGAAAAGUGGCCCUCCCCCGAAACGAACGCUGCGCGAAAAUGCCAGCUUCUACACUACUUCCAGUUUGGCGUUCCUGUCGGUGACGGCUGGAGCAUCGUUAUUAUUUCUGGUUCCUCUGUAUGUCGAUCCGGCGAUAUCAACGCUGGUCGGAGAUUUCGUCGAACAGCCCACGAUGUGUGUUACGACGCGGCGCGAAGAUAUGACCGGGCUGUUCAACUGCUCGUGGAGUUCGUGCCGAGAGGGUUGCACCUCGGAUGUGUUCAAGUGUACUCAUAUUUAUGUGACGUUUAUCGACGAUCUGAACUUCACGUUUCCUUUCAAUGCGACGCCCUCGGAGCUGUUCAAUCUGACCGACAUCGAGCGAUCGGACGAAGCGAUACUGCUAGUGAAUAUCAAGGGUUGCGGUUACCCACCGGCGAUCAAGUGCAAAAACUUUACCGAUAUGUACGGCUUCGAGGGCGCAGUCUUUCCAUGCUACUACUCCAAACAAAACAAAACGGUCGUCAUGACCUACUACAACCGGGAGGACCAGGUGCAAACGAUCAUCCAUUUUUUCGUGGUUCCAUUCAUCAUCACGGUGAUCUCGUCGGUGUUUCUCUGCUUAAUGCACUGUGAUUGUAGAUGUAAGAAGGAGCGACGACGCCGGCAUCGACACCGAAGGCCUAGGAUAGAAAAUCUCAGUGAUUCAUCGAUAUCGACCCGGGUGGAUAUGCUGACACCCGCAAUCGAAGUAUACAAACCGCCCCUCUGACACAAGGAUGACACCCUGGAGAGCAACCUCGGCAAUCCAUCGACCAGUAGCGAUCUAUGACGAGGUGCACUGUCGUUGGCGGUAUGCUUCCUCACGGUGCAGACAGACAUUGCUACAGUCUAUCUGGUCACAGGAUAGUUGGUGAUGGGAAAUCACCGAGCGGUGAUGCUAUAGAACAAAUAACCGGUACACAUCCCACAGCCAACGCGAAAUGUCCACCGUAGCUGCUGUUCCAUACGGUCCGUCGUACGGGACUUGUGUGAGUUACUUCCAGAGACGAUAACCACUUGUCGCCUUCAGACGUGGGUUGUUUGCUAUUACUAACCACUUGCUAGCAACAAGCAGCCAACCAUCAUUGAAAGGGAUUCCGUAAGGACGCACACGUAAGUGGCAUAAAUAUGCUGUCGGAAUGAGCAAGCAAGGCGUAGCGGCACGUCUAUAACGUAUGUAAGAAGAAAAAGGGUUCGGCUAAGAUCACGCCCGGGUGUGUGUGGGUUAUCUAGGGGGGGGUGCUCAUUGCAGGACGAUGAGUCUGCCGGGUUUCCAUCUUUCCCCUUUUGCUCCAUACGACGGUAACGGUAAUGACAAUGGCUGCUUCGGAUGCUGCUUGCUGGGGCUACCGAUGGCAAUGUUUUGAAGCACGACACACACACAGUCCACGUGGCAACCCUCGAGUUUAGAUUUCUGCAGUUGCAAAGCGCAAUUAUGAAUAUGUUUGAAUGUGCAAUGCUGGAGCUUGGAGCUGGUUCAAACUAAGUUGAUCUACUUGACUGUAUAAUGGCUAUAAUUAUUACGUUACUUUUCUGAGGAAGUGAUUAAAAUAUUCCUCCAUUGUUACUAACUUUGCUUGCGCUAAUUAUUCUAUGCAUUUAACGGAAUAUAUAGUUUUAAAGUUAUUGCAUAACAAAUCGCCUUUUUGUAUGUAUAUAUAAAAUACCGUCCAGUUAGUUUCUUUGUUUUUCGCUUACGUUUCGAAACAAAAAUAUCGAUUGACAGCAUCGUAGAUUGACUAAUUGCCAUUGUAAUUACCGUUGCUAGCCGGUGUCAUUUUUGCUCCAAGAUGAAAUUGACACGAGUCAGUUUCGAAACUAAUGACUGUGACGGAAACCGGUUAGGGUUCAUAUUUGAAAUGAACACAUCCGUGCCCAUUUUCCCGAUCCGGUAUACUGUACUGUGUUUGAUGUAACUAACCUGGAUUUAAUUCCUGGAAAUUCGAGCAAAAACGACACUGCGGACGAAGGAUUCCCACAAAUGCUACUUGAAUGGCGGCGACGCUGUGAAUAAUAAAUCAAAACACCGGAAGUUAAUACCGCCUAAAGGGGAAGUCCGAGUUGUGUGGGUAUUAGUAUGCAUCAUUUGAUGUGUGUUUACCUUUGUGUAUGUGUGUGUGUGUGGACCGCAGGACAGCGAUCAAGUGGAAGAGAUUUAAUCGUCGUGGUAACGACGGCUUCGGUGGCAGUACUAAACAAACGGAAGAAAUGGUCUCUUUUGGGUGUCAAAUUAAACAGCAUGCUAGGAUUACAACUAAUUGACUAGAACUUCUAAUUUUAGGAACAUGAAAAAAAAAUCGUUCUAGAAAACUAUACACACCGACUAUGGUAGCAAAGAAGCCGAAAAGAUCAAACCUAUAAUAAACAAUCUAGAAGACUAAGGUCAAGUUUAGCCUAAGUAGGAUUAAACAAGGUAAAUUAGUGUGUAAGGGAAAACCAAGAAAACUACCAAAUAUUUAGUGUAUUUGCUAUGAAGAAAACAGAAUGAAAUCAUAUACUAAACAAACAAAAAAAAAGAUAAAACCCCAUUAGUAUGGCUAAGUUUCCCUUCGCUGCAUUAUAAAACGAAAAACUAAAAUUAUUAGGAGCAAUCGCCAAGUUCUUCGUGUCGGUUCAGAAAGUAUAGGAAUGGUUUAAAAAAAACAGUGAAGACAGCAAUAAUCAUCUAGAAGUGGUCAUUCCAUAAGACUUGGGUAUCGACAGAAUACCGGUCGGUCUCGUUACAAUUAGGUUCUAGCAAUUGGAUUGUAGAGAUUUUUUUUGUUAAGCUAAAUGAUAGAUUGCUUUAAGCACUCUUAACAUGUACUAGCAGUAGAUUUAUGAGUGCAUGAAGGUGCAUGUUGUCUUACGUUUACUUCAGCAAGAUCGAUGAAAUUGAGAGCCUUCAACUAGAAACUGCCAAAAACCAUUAAAAUGCAAACACAUAAACCCAUACAUAAUUAUAGGAAAAUUGCUGCUCACCGGAUGAAAGUUUAACAUGUCAAAAUCCUACGAAAUGUUGUAUGAGUUAAUUGCGGUUCGGUUAGUUAAAACACACGGAGAACAGACUUCCAAGCCGUUUGCAUACGAUUUUGUAUGCAAGCUCGAACGCAACGAUUACUGAGCUGUCAGAAGCGACUUGCUGUUCAGUGAUUGGAAGCCGAACUUGUUGGUCUGUAAUCUGUGUUUUAAAACAUUCUACGCAUAUAAAUAUGAUUACUGCAUGUUGGCGUUCCACGUGCUGUACAGGUAUUUGUUCGGGAUUUUCCGGUAAAAAAAGAGUAGGCCGCUCAUUCUGUGAUUUAAUGAAUUGUUACUGUUUUAAUGUUUUAAUUGACGUAAACUGGUUGCUGUGCUAAUUGCUAACGACACUACUGUGAUGAAGGAUCAAGACUCUUUACAAGCGUAUGAAUAAUGUCAACAAUGUGUGCGUAAAAACAAAUUCCGGCGCUUCUUUUCAUGAUUUUAAUCAAUAAAUCUUCCAUAUGGUUGAAGAAUAAACCAAUCGGUUCAUUCUGCUUAAAAUUGCAAUUCAAGAAAAGCGAAAAUCUUCGUCUAAACGACGACACGACCUGCCGCUCGUCUAUCGAAACUGUAUCGCAAAUUUAACUAGCCCUCAGUAACUGGUAGUGUCAAAAUGAAAUCUCUUGAAAAACUAUUGAAACUGGCAACACAGGUUGAUGAACUAUUGAUUUUGAAUAACAAUUACCAAAACCUUGGUUACUGCAUAUUGAAGACUUGAAGAAUGUAAACAAAAUAAACUACCUCGAGUGGAAGAUCUCAUUUCGCGGCAAAGUACAAGUUCUGCAGCAUCACCACGCGUAAGAGUAGUGGAUCGAUUAGUUCAGCUGGGGCUCGAACAUACGAAAAAUUUCUUGUAGGACCGACGCAAUCAGGUUGUCGUAUGUGCCCAAAAUCUUUUGUAUUGGAUAAUUUUUCUGCGUUGUCGGUAUCACAUAGCGUUUCAAUAUCCGUCGAUGUUUGUUAAAUAAUUUAACGUAAUCAGACUUCAGAUCAGAUCGAUGACGGUUGUCUGCUAUGUAAAUGACUUUUAAGAUGGUAGUAAACUGCAAAAGUCAUUGAAACGUUAGUGCGAAUCCUUUUAUCAAUCUGAUCAUCAAAAUUUAGUAUCGAAUAAUGAAUGAUAAAGCUGAGUCGAUCCGAUAUAUCAGCCCUAUUCUACGAGAUGCAAGUAAAUCGUUUGCAACAAAUCGAAGAUACUUAAAUGUUUGUGGUUUAUUUCUAAUCCAUUCCAGAAUCGCACUUCAUAUGCAGGUACGAAUAGACUUAUAAACAGAAUUCAAAUUUGUUCUUUUAUAAUGACUUUCUAAAGUAUUCGUCAAAUUUAUGUAUAUUUAUUACUUCUGAUUUUCUUCCAAAUCAUUCAACCCUAAUUGCUAAUCAACGUACAUAUAAAACAUUACGCCGUCAUAUUUUGUACAUUCGAGGAACUCCUUCAAAUCCCGAGUACAUUCGAGGAACUCCUUCAAAUUCGAGGAGCCCAAUCAAAUUAAAAAAAAACAACGAAUAUUUUAGUUGUUUUGCGAUCGCUGGCCUUUUCGUGUAGAAUUCUGGAACUGAAUACUGAACUUGAAUUCCGAACCUAAAAUAAGGAACAGCUCUCAGUUCCAAAAUCUAGUUCCAUAGCCCAAGUUCCGCAUUUGCUAAUUUCGGGAUAAUCGUAAAUCACCGAUAAGUUCAGCACAAUAUUUUCCUAAAUCUCAGCAAAAAGAAGCACUUUGUCGAAAAAUCAGUGAAUCUACUAAACGAAUCUCGGAAAAAAAAGAAUAUUGAUUACUGAGCAAUCAGCAAAUCUGUGUGUUGCCGAUCUGUUUCGGCAUUUUACUAUACCGAGCUCGAGAAUUGAUUUUAAGUGUGUACACUCAUAUUAUGAUUACAGUUUAUAGCGAAGAAAUUCCCUAUAGAUUUUUAUUUCAGAUUCUAAGUCUUAAAUUACAGUAUUCAAUUAAGUCUCAACGAAAAAGUGAAUGGCUACUUACUUUCGCUCGAGAAGUAGGUGUAAAAAAAUUACUUUCCAAAAGUAGGCGUUGAAUAAAACAAAACUUUUGAAACAUUGAUUUUAUUACAAUACAAAUGUUAUGCUAAAAAAACACUGAGAACUGCUACAGAGCGGUGUAGAUCAUUGUUUCGUGCACGAACAGCCGAAAAAAAACUACCGCUUGUUUCUGCUGAGACCAGAAAUGAUUCACGCUGUGAUUCACUUCAAAGGAACCGUGCUGGAAAUUGUCCUAUGGACAGUAUGUUAAUUAGCCUAGGUGCUUGUUGAGGUGGAGCAGCGGAAUUUGCCACUAGUGUGAUACCGAACAGCCUUUCGCUUUGUUCUGUUUCUCUUUGUAAUUGAAGAAGUUAGUUUUUUGUUUCAAGACAUGCUACCGGCAAAGGACGAUACCUGCUUGAUAGAGAUAGACAAUAUAUUUUGACUUUGGUUUUACAGUCACUACGUUUGGUAGAGGACAAAUUUGUUUAAUGUUUUACUUUGGAAUAGAAUAGUCAUACUUUGACUUGACUGUAGUAAAGGAAAUCUACAUUUGUAUACAAAGAAGCAGAAGUCUCUUUCUAUGUCUACAGCAUAUUUAUUUUAAAUUUUUUUUUCCAGAUUUCAAAAAUAGGACUGAUAAUCAUGCAGUACUCAUAACUUGAAAGCAGAUGGUACGAUUUAGGAAUUCCCUGAAGCUAAAUAAAAUUAUAAGAUUUUCUAUCAACUGAUUAACUAACAAAUGGAAAUCAUCCACAAUAAAAGUUUUAAAAGUUCACUUCGAAUUCAAGAGGUUUUGAGUUAGAUUGACCGUUCGGACUUGUCAACUGAGUCAUUUUUAUAGUCGAAACGAUUUUAAUAUUGGGACUGUGUCACCGACUUUUUUUUAGCAACGUGGCUUUUUGGCAACAUUUGUUCAAGACCUUCCCUUCGUAUUUUAUCAAUUUGCUACUGCUUUCCUUCAGCGUCGACCGGUUUUUGAACGUUUUCUGUAAUUUUAAAUUUACAGAUGACGCUAUUCAUAGCAAUACAUU